Molecule: messenger RNA, 1307 nt
Organism: Sinocyclocheilus grahami
Lineage: Eukaryota; Metazoa; Chordata; Actinopteri; Cypriniformes; Cyprinidae
Product: DDB1- and CUL4-associated factor 11-like
Exons: 11
Coding region: 350-1273 (307 amino acids)
Biological process (GO): proteasome-mediated ubiquitin-dependent protein catabolic process
Cellular component (GO): Cul4-RING E3 ubiquitin ligase complex
Molecular function (GO): protein binding
Source: RefSeq, a predicted model, not a curated record
GGAAAAUAAAUAUUUUCAAUAUUCGUGUUUGCUCUGGGAGAGCGUCAGUGUGUCACGUGACCUGAGGAAGGCGAGUCUCGAGACCGUAAACAACAUGGCGCGUCACGAACCUAGAGAGUCUUAAAACCUACUCAGGGAAACAGAAGCGUUUAGCAUACUGAACUCACACGUUUACAAGCUUCAAUUUUGAUAACACUGUUUGGUAGUUAUUUACCGAGGUCUGCAGGUAGAAACCAACGGAGCAGAAGAGCUGUCAAAGCGCUGUUACCAUUUAUCUGGUCUGCAGGAAGAAACCAACGGAGCAGAAGAGCUGUCAAAGCGCUGUUACCAUUUAUCUGACAAUCAGUCUAUGGGCUCUCAGUCCAGUUCUGGGAUGUCCGGUCGGGGCUCUGGCAACAACCCAGACCAGUCCGAACCAGAACCCAACCAGAAUUCCAAUCAGACGGGUCACACACAGGGCGAGAGGCAGUCAGGAUCUGAAGAGAACGUUGACUUGGCACAAGUUCUGGCGUACCUACUGCGGAGGGGCCAGGUCCGCCUGGUCCAUGGAAGUGGAGCGACGGGCCUACAGCUCGUGCAGUCAUAUUCAGACUCAGAUGAGGACAGCGAUGGGGCCUGGGAUGGGCGGCUAGGACAUCGAUAUGACCCUCCAGUGGAUGCCCAACCAGACACACAGGAAGUUGACCGCAGUGAGAUCCACACACAGAUCCUGCUUGCCACUGCAUCCUCAGACUUAAAGGGCAGACACAGUUUCACACAAAUGCUGGCAGAGCGGGAACAGGGACGGUGUCGUGGGUCAAGUUUCUCUCAUGGAGAGUGCAGCCGAAUCCGUUCACAUUUUCUGCCUAAUCAUGUGGUAUACAAGGACACUUACCAGCAGAAAGUCUUUUGUGGAGUCUACAGUGAUGAGGGAAACAUGUUCCUGUCUGCAUGCCAAGAUCAGAAUAUCAGGUUAUAUGACACCAGUAGGGGCCGUUUUACUCUAAAGAAGACAGUGAAGGCCAGAGACGUUGGCUGGAGCAUUCUGGAUGUGUGUUUCACCCCUGAUGCACGUUGUGUGCUGUACUCCAGUUGGUCUGACUACAUCCAUGUGUGCAGUGUAGAUGGGGACAAUGAAACACACACCGCUCUGGACCUCAAUCCUGAUGAAAGGAGGUUCUGUGUUUUCUCUCUAGCAGCAUCCACAGAUGGAAAAGAAAUUUUAGGCGGUGCAAACGAUGGCUGCCUGUAUGUGUUUGAUCGUGAACAAAACAAGAGAACACUAAAGGUAUGAUUCACACGUUAGUAAUGUAAUAGAAUGGCUUACU